AUGUUCAGUGGGCUCCCGGGUGACCCCGCGGGGACAGGUCACGGGUCUGGUGGUGCACAUGCAGACGCCCCUUCCCGCCGGACCUGUGUCCUGACGGCCCGACGGUGGGCACAUGGGGCUGACACAGCUCUCCCCGCCGCCUCAGUGUGUCCGCUGCCUCCGACCGUGAGUCACGGUGACUUCGUGUGCCACCCGCGGCCUUGUGAGCACUACAACCACGGGACCGUGGUGGAGUUUUACUGCGACCCCGGCUACAGCCUCACCAGUGAUUACAAGUACAUCACAUGCCAGUACGGGGAGUGGUUUCCCUCCUACCAAGUCUACUGCAUCCAGUCAGAGCAAACGUGGCCCAGCAGCCACGAGACCCUCCUGACCACAUGGAAGAUCGUGGCGUUCACGGCGACCAGCGUGUUGCUGGUGCUGGUGCUCGUCAUCCUGGCCAGGAUGUUCCAGACCAAGUUCAAGGCCCACUUUCCCCCCAGGGGGCCUCCGCAGAGCUCCUGCAGUGACCCGGACUUCGUGGUGGUGGACGGCGUGCCUGUCAUGCUUCCGUCCUACGACGAGGCUGUGAGCGGAGGCAUGAGGGCGUCAGGCCCCGGGUACCUGGCCUCCAUGGGCCAGGGCUGCCGCUUGCCCGUGGACGACCAGAGCCCCCCAGCGUACCCCGGCUCAGGGGACACGGACACAGGCCCCGGGGGGUCAGAACCCUGUGACAGCGGCUCAGGCUCUUCCGAGCUGCUCCAGAGUCUGUAUUCGCCUUCCGUGUGUCCGGGGGGCACGAUCCCCGACAGCACUGACAUGGGGGCCCGCACGGCGGGAGAGGCGGCAUCCACCAGCCCGGGCAUCGACAUCGCAGACGAGAUCCCGCUAAUGGAAGGAGAUCCGUGACCAGCAAAGCCGCAAAAAUUCUCCUGCCCCUGCGGGGACGGGAACCGUGCGCCUCAGAGGGAAGCCCCAGAGGGACUGGCCGUGGGGGCGUGGGGGGUUUCUAGCUUACCUACAUGGGGACCGUGACUCGCAUCAUCCAUCCCAGGCUCGACGCUGCGGCGGGCACUCGCGGGGAGCAGGGACGAGGGGGCCUGGGCGGUCCCGGUGAAGGGGUCUGGCGCGUCCCUGCUGCAGAGCGGGGCGGCUCCACACACGUCCCGCUGAGCCCCCCACCCCACAGCUUGUGCUGCGGGCACUGCCUGCCACCUCUGCAAGCAUGUUCCCCACCGAUUCACCCCGUGUCGGCUCCACGCGACACGGCCGCCGUGUGGAAGGCUCCCGGGUGCGUGGGGGCCAUCUCCUUGAUCCGGACACAGUACUGGAUUCGAGAGAGAAGAAAGGAAGGACACGGGCAGACUCUGCUUCCUGGAAGUUCGUCCACAAGUGCAGUUGAUGAGCUCUGAGCCAUCCUUUGGACAAACAUGGUGGUUUUCUGUCUCAUGGGCUGGUGCAUGGAUCGUGCUCCGGGUAAGUCUCGUGUCUCGUGACUUUGUGGAUGGCUGGAUGUGCUCAGACGUGUCUCCUGGCGGACAGAGUUACAAGGUAACGUUCUGUUUGGCGUUUUAAGGUGUCCCUUGACCAUGUGUCUCGAGAGUCGCGAGUCCCCUCCCAUCACCCGUUACGAUAUUGCCCCUGCUCCCAGAAUGCAGCCAUACGUUUAUUUUCCAAAACAGAAAUUGUUUCUGUCAACGUGCUCUUCCUACAAAUAAACUAUGAGGCUGGAUUUUUUUUCUUUCUGUUUUGUCUGCCAAGUGCACGCCCAGACGGCUCUCUGGCUCUCCCCUCCAGCCGCUCCUGCCGCGAGGGCCUCCCCGGGCCCACUGGGUGCUGUUCCUAAGAAAAUGAGUGACAAAAACGUUCCCCGAGUCCUAAAACGUCUCUUUCAAAUACAUGCUGAUCUGUGGAUUUGAUUUCUUUCCUCCUCUGGGCUUUAGGCAAAUAUAAACAAAACUCUGAUCCAUAAAAUUGCUACGUCCAUGCAGCGCGGGAGCUGGGAGCUUGGUCAAAUCCUGUUUUAUCCUGGCACAGAUUAAAAAUUAAAAACAACA
Messenger RNA from Leptonychotes weddellii (Weddell seal), 2036 nucleotides. Lineage: Eukaryota; Metazoa; Chordata; Mammalia; Carnivora; Phocidae. The record is from RefSeq and is a predicted model, not a curated record.